AUGGCAACCCAGGUCCAGGUCGAAAACGCCCUGCUCGUCAAGGCCCGCGCCAGCGGCAGCAAGGAAGACUGCAUGGCGCUCUACGACACCUGGGCGACAUCCUACAACCAAGACCUCACCGAUGCCUCCCAGAGCUACGUCGCCCCGUUCACCGUCGCCCAAAUCGCACUCCAAGUCAACAAGACCCCUAACGCGCGUAUCCUCGACGCUGGCUGCGGCACCGGCCUCGUCGGCGAGGGCCUUACCCGGGGCGCCGGGUAUACAACAACACUAACCAUCGACGGUCUAGACCUAUCCCCGGCAAUGCUAAAGGUUGCCGCCAAUACCGGAGUGUAUCGCACGCUCACAAAAGCCGAUCUGACGCAAACGAUCGACCUACCCGGCGAGACCUACGACAUCGUGACCUGCGCCGGCACCUUCACCCACGGCCAUGUGGGGCCGGACCCUGCGCUCCGCGAAUUCAUCCGGAUCCUAAGGGCAGGCGGGUUGAUCGUGGCAACUAUCCUGGACGAGGUGUGGGUGUCCAUGGGGUUUGAUACGGAGAUCGAGAAGCUGGCUGCCGAGGGCCUGGUGCGUGUGGUCAGCAUCGAGCUCACCGACUAUCGGAAGGGGUGGGACAAGGCGCGGUUGGUGGUGCUGGAGAAGACCGCGACUGCUUGAUUUCUUUGCCAAUGCGCCAAACCUGUUGACAGAAAUUGCCUGGAACUCGCCCAAUGCGACAUUGAAGCGACCGACAACUUGGCCCCAGUGCGACAACCCCAAUGCGAUCCGUUUCUGAGUUCAA
Messenger RNA from Aspergillus japonicus CBS 114.51, 784 nucleotides. RefSeq names its product class I SAM-dependent DNA methyltransferase. The record is from RefSeq and is a predicted model, not a curated record. The transcript has a single exon. NCBI's taxonomy places the organism in Eukaryota, Fungi, Ascomycota, Eurotiomycetes, Eurotiales, Aspergillaceae. Bases 1 to 660 code for a protein of 219 amino acids. Gene Ontology annotation, molecular function: S-adenosylmethionine-dependent methyltransferase activity.